AUGCCCCGGAGGAAGCAGGAGCAGCCCCAGCGCCUUCCCUCACAUGUUAGUAGGCAGGACGAGGCCGAGGCGGAGCUCAGCGAAGGCGAAGCCUGGUAUGGAAACUCAUCAGAGACGCCGUCAGAAGCCUCCUAUGGCGAAGUCCAGGAGAACUAUAAGCUGUGCCUGGAGGACCCGAUCCAAGAGCAGUCCACGUCCCCAGACACCUCCCUGGGGAGCGCCACCCCCAGGAGCCACACGCUGGAGCUGGUGGCCCUGGACGGGGAGGUCCUGCGAGACUCGCUGCCCUGCCAAGACCACCUGUCCCCCGGAGUGUCUUCUUUGUGUGACGAUGAGCCCCCGGGCUCCAACAAACCUCUGAGCAGCAACUUGAGGCGGCUGCUCGAGGCUGGUUCUCUCAAACUGGAUGCCACAGUCCCGGCCAAUGGCAGAGUGGAGUCGCCCGUGAACGCGGGCUCCAACCUGUCCUUCUCCUCGCCCUCUCAUCAUGCCCAGCAGCUCAGUGUCCUGGCCAGGAAGCUGGCCGAGAAGCAGGACCAGAACGACCAAUACACUCCAAGUAGCCGUUUUCUCUGGAAUCAAGGUAAGUGGUUGUCCACGUCAACCACCGCCUGCGGCCUGUCCCCAGACUCGGCCAUCCUCAAGCUGAAAGCCGCAGCCAACGCCGUUCUGCAGGACAAGUCGCUCUCCAGGACGGAGGACACCGUGCGAUUCGAGUCCUUUUCCUCCCCCUUUAGCUCCCAAUCUGCCAGUUCCACCUUGGCAGCGUUAUCCAAGAAGGUCAGCGAGAGAAGUUUGACUCCUGGUCAGGAGCAUCCUCCUCCGGCCAGCUCUUUCCUUUCGCUGGCUUCGAUGACCUCCUCGGCCGCCCUCCUGAAAGAGGUGGCCGCCAGGGCCGCUGGCACCCUCCUGGCCGAGAAGUCCUCCUUGUUGCCUGACGAUUCUCUGCCGCCACCGCCUUCUGAGAAGAAGCCAGAGAAAGUCAGCCCCCCGCCACCGCCCCCACCCCCGCCGCCCGCGACGCAGUCCCUGGAAUUGCUGUUACUUCCAGUUCCUAAAGGAAGAGUCUCCAAGCCUUCCAAUUCAGCCUCAGAAGAAGAAAGCGGGAAGCCUUUCCAGUGUCCAAUAUGUGGUUUGGUUAUUAAAAGGAAGAGUUACUGGAAGCGGCACAUGGUGAUUCACACAGGUUUAAAAAGUCAUCAGUGCCCGCUCUGCCCAUUCCGGUGUGCUCGCAAGGACAAUCUCAAAUCCCACAUGAAGGUAAGCCAGCUCCCACGGGACCCGGGGAAGAACAGGACCAAUAUUGUCUGUGAGGAAGGCUACACCCGUUUGACAGCUGCAAAUCAGAAGGAGCCCAUGAAUCUUAAUUUUAAAGUGAAAGAGGAACCCAAGGAAGAAGAGCCCCUCAACACCCCUUUGCCUCGAUCCAGCUAUGUGUUCAGCCCAGAAUCUGAAGUGGCAUCCCCAAGUAUCUCAGAGGACACCCUAAAGACCCAGGAAGGGAAGGGGAGCGGACUCCGGAGGGACGUGUCGAUCAAAGCUGCUUCAGAACUUCUCAUGAAACUCUCAGCAGAGAGCUACAGGGACACGCAGACGGUGACAGUUAAAGAAGAGCCCAUGGAGGUGGACCUGCAGGACUCGCAGGUCUCCAUCUCACCCAGCCGGAACGUUGGCUACAGCUCCUUAAUCGGGCGAGAGAAGACUGAGCCCUUGCAGAAGAUGCCAGAAGGCAGGGUAGCCCCAGAGAAAAGCCUCUUCAGCCAGGACAUCUCUGUGAAGAUGGCCUCCGAGCUUCUCUUUCAACUGUCAGAAAAAGUGAGCAAAGAGCACAAUCACACGAAGGAGAACACUAUCCGGACGAGCACCAGCCCUUUCUUUACAGAAGACACAUUUAGACAAUCACCAUUCACCUCCAAUCCGAAAGAUCUGCUACCCAGUGAACCUGCGCUUCACGGAAGAAUACCAGCGCCAGAAACGGAAAAGAUCGUCCUGGAGGCUGGAAAUGGAUUGCCAUCCUGGAAGUUCAAUGACCAGCUCUUUCCCUGUGACGUGUGUGGGAAAGUGUUUGGCCGACAGCAGACGCUGUCCCGACACCUCUCGCUGCACACGGAGGAAAGAAAAUACAAAUGUCACCUGUGCCCCUAUGCUGCUAAGUGCCGUGCGAACCUGAACCAGCACCUGACCGUCCACUCGGUGAAGCUGGUCAGCACCGAUGCCGAGGACAUUGUCAGUGCCGUCACCUCAGAAGGCGGGGAUGGGAAGAAACACCCGUAUUAUUACAGCUGUCACGUAUGUGGAUUUGAGACUGAGCUCAAUGUCCAGUUUGUCAGCCACAUGUCGCUCCACGUGGACAAGGAACAGUGGAUGUUCUCCAUCUGCUGCACGGCCUGCGACUUCGUCACCAUGGAGGAGGCAGACAUCAAGGCCCACAUUGGCUCCAAGCACACAGGGGAAGACAGGAAGACCCCCAGCGAAUCAAACAGCCCUUCCUCGUCUUCCCUCUCAGCGCUGAGUGAUUCCGCCAACAGCAAAGACGACUCCGAUGGCUCCCAGAAAAACAAGGGUGGGAACAACUUGCUGGUCAUCUCUGUUGUGCCUGGGAGCCAACCCCCACUGCAUAGUGAGGAAAAGCCAGAGAAAGGGUUCGAAUGCGUUUUUUGCAACUUUGUCUGCAAGACGAAGAAUAUGUUUGAGCGCCAUCUUCAGAUACACCUCAUCACCCGGAUGUUUGAGUGUGACGUGUGCCACAAGUUCAUGAAGACCCCUGAGCAGCUGUUGGAACAUAAGAAAUGCCACACUGUCCCCACUGGUGGGCUCAAGUAAGGAAAGCAACUCAGGACAGUGGUGAGUUUCAGACUCCUCUAGGUAAGGCCCA
Dipodomys ordii (Ord's kangaroo rat) is the source of this 2875-nucleotide messenger RNA. It is a transcript of the gene Znf827, whose product is annotated as zinc finger protein 827. The transcript has 14 exons. Bases 1 to 2823 code for a protein of 940 amino acids. The record is from RefSeq and is a predicted model, not a curated record. NCBI's taxonomy places the organism in Eukaryota, Metazoa, Chordata, Mammalia, Rodentia, Heteromyidae. Gene Ontology annotation, cellular component: nucleus. Gene Ontology annotation, biological process: regulation of gene expression.